Zonotrichia leucophrys gambelii is the source of this 2083-nucleotide messenger RNA. Its product is annotated as fatty acyl-CoA hydrolase precursor, medium chain-like. The transcript is spliced from 13 exons. Lineage: Eukaryota; Metazoa; Chordata; Aves; Passeriformes; Passerellidae. Bases 127 to 1818 code for a protein of 563 amino acids. The record is from RefSeq and is a predicted model, not a curated record.
AGGCGUUGGCUGCCGGUCACGCCGCGGUUCAGCCUCGCUCCGUGCCCCGGCUGCCCUCGCCGGGACCUUUGUCCCCUCCUGUUCCGGAUAAAAGCGCAGAGAGGCCCCGGGAGCCCGGGGGUGACCAUGGCUCCUGCGAGCCCGACCGCGGUCCUUUGUGCCUGCUUUGGCUUUGUAGCGCUCCUCGUGUGCGGGGCAGAAGGACAGAGUGGUGCUGGGCCAGAAGUGACCAUUGCACUCGGACGGCUCAAAGGAACACAGACAAAUGUGAAGGGCACAGACAAGCUUGUCGAUGUUUUCCUUGGAAUUCCUUUUGCAAAAGCCCCUCUUGGAUCCUUGAGGUUUUCUCCACCUGAACCACCUGAACCCUGGACUGGUGUGAGAGAUGCAACUUCUCACCCACCGCUCUGUCCUCAAGAUCUGUCCCUGUUGAAAACAGCAGAAAAAAACUUCAAAGAAAAGCACCUUGCAUUCCAAACUUCUGAGGACUGUUUGUAUCUCAGUGUUUACAGCCCUGCUGGCUCAAGCAAGAAGGACAAGUUACCUGUAAUGGUGUGGAUCCAUGGAGGCAAUUUCAUAUUUGGUGGUGCUGCUCGCUAUGAUGGCUCUGCACUGUCAGCCUAUGAGAAUGUUGUGGUGGUUAUAAUUCAGUACAGACUGGGACUCCUUGGAUUCUUCAACACUGGUGACGAGCACGCCCCUGGGAACUGGGCGUACCUGGACCAGGUUGCUGCCCUUCGGUGGGUGCAAGGAAACAUCGAGCACUUCGGUGGAGACCCAGCUUCUGUCACUCUCUUUGGGAUAUCUGCAGGAUCUUGCGCUGUUUUUGCACAUGUGUUAUCUCCUUUAUCUAAGGGUCUCUUUCAUAAAGCAAUAUCAGAGAGUGGAAUUAUAAUUCCCCCCAGUAAAAAUUUACGUCUUUCAACAGAUCUUGAGAAAAUUGCCAGUAUCUUCAAGUGUGAUGCAAGCAGCUCCCUCUCCCUGCUGAGCUGCUUGAGGAAGCAGGAAGCAGAGCACAUAGUCCUUAACAGCAAGGAAAUCUCAUUUCUACCCUUAGUUUUGGAUGGAGUGUUUCUUCAUAAGCCACCUGAGGAGAUAUUGGCUGGAAAAGAAUUCAAUGCAGUCCCGUUCAUGAUAGGAGUCACCAACAAUGAAUUUGGCUGGAACAUUAGAUCGACAUCAAAAAUGAAAGGUUUGAGGGAAAUAGGAGAUAGAAAAUCAAUUGCCUCAACUGUAGAUGUUUUUCUACCAAUGAUUGAUGUACCCUCAGAUUUUCUGCCCAUGAUCUUAGAUGAAUAUCUGGGAGACACAGAGGACCCUGCAGAGCUCCGGGACGGAUUCCUGGACCUGCUGGGGGACAUGGCAAUUGUCAUGCCAGCCAUUAAAGCACUGAAUUAUCACAGGGAGUCUGGAGCUCCUACCUACUUCUUUGAGUUCCAGCACCGGGCCAGUGCAUUCAGGGACAGCAAACCUGACUAUGUGAAGGCUGACCAUGGGGAUGAAGUUGGCUUUGUCUUUGGGGGGCCAUUUCUGGCUGGGGACAUCCAGCUCCGCAGUGAAGUUACAGAGGAAGAGAAGAACCUCAGCAGAACUCUAAUGAAGUACUGGGCUAACUUUGCUCGAAAUGGGAAUCCUAAUGGAGAAGGUCUGGUUGAAUGGCCAUCUUACAACCUAGAUGAAGAAUACUUGCAGAUAAAUCUACAACAAAAGAAAGACAGAAAGUUGAAAGAAAAGAAGGUAGAAUUCUGGAAAAAAGUGAUCCUUGAAAAGACAAAGAGCAAAAGCACGCAAAACAAGAAGUUUAAAUUAGAGUUAUAGUUUACAGUCUAAACAUGCACAUAAUAUGCAAAAUAUUAGGAUAUUAAAAAAUUAAUUGAAGUAUAUUUGAGGAUAAAAUUGUGUUUCCCUCACCUUUUCUUCACAGUUGUCAUACCUGCAAUUAUUCACUGUAAUAAUUCCAGUUGAUCCUCACUUGUCAAAUACAGCUACCAAAUUUCCCCAAUGCUCAUGUUUUUCUGUUACUCCCCAUGACUGAAGACAGAAUGUAGCAGCAACAUUGUUUUAAUAAAGGGAAAUCAAUGAA